GAGAAAGGAAGUGGAGAGAAAGGGGGUUGCCGGCGGCGGUACGGUCAGUUGUUAAUUGAUCCUCUUAACUGUCAAUUAGUGUGCGGUGUUUUGUUGCUCUGUUUCACGAUGGACGAAUGUCUAGCCAAUGAAACACAAAAGCAGGCUGGAGAAAAUGAAGUUAGGGAAGGAGGAGAAUCUGGAGCUGAUAAUGUAGAAAUCAAUUCGACGGAAAAUGAUAUAUCGAACAAAAGGAUGAAGGAGAUGGAAAUGGAUAGGCUCAGUGCCUUGCCGGAUUGCUUGCUCAUUCACAUCCUCUCUUUUCUGGGUUUGAAGAAAGCUGCAAUUACGAGUCUUCUCGGGAAAAGAUGGAAAUUCCUUUGGACCGAAUUGCCCACCCUUGAAUUCUCUCUCUGGGAGGAGUGGGAGAGCCGCGAUAAGAUUACUCAGGCAAGACGUGAAUUUGUGGCUAGGGUUCAUAAGACCCUUGCUACUCGCCAUGGGAAGUCUCUGGAGAAGUUGGACGUUCAAUUCAGGUAUAACAAAUGCUUUGCUUCCGAUGUUGAUAGCUGGCUUGGGGCUGCCUUGAAACUUAAGGUGAAACAUGUCUCUUUGGCCCUAAUGUUUUCGAAACAAUCCUACCCUCUUCAUGAAAUGAUCUACACAUAUUCGUCCUUGACAUCACUAUCGUUGCUCGGCUGCAUUUUUGAACCUGAAAGAGCAACCAAGUGGCCAUCAUUGACUUCCUUAGAUAUUUCUGAUGUUUAUCUACCUCAGCUUGUGGUUGACAAUAUAUUAUCCGGGUGUCCUGUUUUGAAGAGCUUGUAUUUGAGUGAAUGUUGGGGAUUCACUUGUUUCGAGAUCCAUUCUCAAAACCUUGGUGAACUCUCUGUUCAGGAAUUCUUUAAAGAAAAAACUGAUGAUGAGUCCCUUAAAAUCUCAGCGCCACAUCUUAAAUCUUUGGAUAUGUCGUUCUAUACUUUAGACUCAAACUUGAAGAUGUCUAACAUCUCAUCUCUUGUGAGUGCUAGUUUUUCCUUGAAUGACGAUUGGAAUUUAGGCUCUCAAGACGUGCUGAGUAAUAUAAAGGAAAUUUUUGAAAGCACUCAACAUGUGACGGAGCUUGAACUGGGAUGUGAUAUCAUUAAGGCUCUUGCAGCAGUGUUGUUGCUGGGUCAUUGGCAGCUUCCGAAAUCUAUGCGAAGGUGUUUGAAAAUAAACAGGUUUAUCCAUGAUGAAGAAAACAUUUCUGCCAUUUUAGGCCUUCUGGAAUCUUCUCCCAACCUUGAGACAUUGGUCAUAGAACGUUAUGACCCCGAAGAAAUUGCCGAAGAGGACUGGGUCCUACCUGGAAGGAGAGAUAUGGGCUGUGACUUGUUGCAAUUGAAGAUGGUUAAAUUGUAUAGCAUGGCAGAUCCAAAACUAGGGGGCGAGCCAUUGCUAACACUGGCCCGAAACCUUCUUAAGAGGGCACCCGCCUUGGAAGAGAUGGUGAUUGGGGUUCGCGUUGAAAACGUGAGUGAUUUUAUCAAGAUAGGUCAGACCUUGCUCUCUUAUCCCAGAGCCUCACCAAGUGCAGUCAUCUCCUUCUUAUCUUAGAUUAUAAAUUAUACUCCCUAUUAUUUAUAUCGUAUUUCUAGUGUGGCAUUUAGACUUGAGAUCAUAGCAUGUCCGAUUGGCGAGACAGCUCCCAAUUUCCGGCGAUGCAAGCGACGAGCAACGUUGAAGACGGCAAGUCGAUUGCACUGACCCGGCGAAGAGAGACACGAAGAAGACAACGAACAGAACCAAAUUCCAGUUCUAAUUUUGGGCCUGAAAUGUCAAAAUUACCCCUGAAAAGAAAAUUCUCCAUCCAUUGUUAUGUUUUUCACAACAAUUCAGAGGGAUUCUCUCAUCGAUUCAGCCAUUCAGCCUAUGUAAUUUUUAAAAAAUUACUUUUAUAUACGUCUUGUACGUAGUAUUUUAUUAAAUAAUUUCAUGCCCAAAUUGUCCCCAAUAUUACCUCAACACCCAUGCCACAAUACUCCUCAAUAACCACCUCCUUUUUGUCUCUAACCCCUGCCCAAACAAACCCCAAACCCCUCUCAAUACCCCUGCCUCCAAACUCUUCCAAAACCAUGCCCCUCAUCCCUCCACAAACUGCCCUAACCAUCCCUACGCCUACCCCUACACCCCCACUUGAAAAACCAUCUAAAACCAUGCAUUUACCCCUCCUAACCACUGCCCAUCACACCCCCAACUUGGGUCCAACAUCCCCACCCCAAUCCAUUCCCAAAGUCAUGUCUUUAAGCCUACCACAAACCCCCAAAAGUACCCUUGAAGAGUCAUCUUUCUUCAUAGUUCAAACCCCCACCUUUGCUCCCCAUUUUUUUAAGUCCGAAAUACCUUCUUCUCAAGCUACCGAAACCAUGCAGCCCACUACCCCAAAGAUCAUUUGGGAUGAAUACGAUGACGAGGACUAUAAUCCCAUUUGGGAUGAAGAACUUGUCGAAGAGAAUGAAGAAGUGUUUGAAGA
This is a messenger RNA of Cuscuta campestris, 2494 nucleotides long. Lineage: Eukaryota; Viridiplantae; Streptophyta; Magnoliopsida; Solanales; Convolvulaceae. The record is from the annotation of a GenBank genome assembly.